UGUUGUAGCAGUUGCUCUUCUGUAAUUACCACAAGCAAGUGCCUGACUGAUUAGUCUUAGCAGUUAUGGCCGGCAAGAGUAAUAUGGAACUAUUGCAAAGAGAUGAAAAUCGCCUUGAUCGUUUUCUUGCGAAGUGGUGGACUCCAGCAGUUCUUUCUGCUAUUGGUCUUGUAACUGUAGCUCAUAUGAGAUAUAAUCAAGGCCGGCCGUUAUUAAGCGGUAUUCAGACUUACAUAUUAACAGUAGUAGGCUGUAGUGUUGCUGGGUAUCAAAUUCACCAGUAUCGUGACGGGGUUUUGGCCGAGAGAGAUGCUGUGUUACGCAACUAUUUGGAAAGACACCCAGAGGAUUUUCCUGAUCCAGAAAGAAAAAAGUUUGCCGAGAUACUACGGCCAUGGGUACCAAUUCGUUGAAGAAUGUGUUCACUGUACAUAGUUUUUACUAAGGUUUUGUUGUGAUAUUUGUAUUAUCUUCUAUGCUAAUUUGUGUAUUGGAUGUGACAGUAGUGUGAACUGUAGUACAGCACUCGUGUAAUUCUUGCAAUAAAUGAAUUAUUUUCUGUUUGUGUCCUGAACAACUGUGUACAAAUAUAUCAUUUGAAGAAGC
Zootermopsis nevadensis is the source of this 606-nucleotide messenger RNA. RefSeq names its product NADH dehydrogenase (ubiquinone) B14.5 B subunit (gene ND-B14.5B). Gene Ontology annotation, biological process: mitochondrial electron transport, NADH to ubiquinone. Lineage: Eukaryota; Metazoa; Arthropoda; Insecta; Blattodea; Termopsidae. The record is from RefSeq and is a predicted model, not a curated record. Gene Ontology annotation, cellular component: respiratory chain complex I; mitochondrial inner membrane.